This is a messenger RNA of Salvia splendens (bonfire salvia), 1128 nucleotides long. RefSeq names its product late blight resistance protein R1-A-like. Gene Ontology annotation, molecular function: ADP binding. The record is from RefSeq and is a predicted model, not a curated record. Bases 1 to 1128 code for a protein of 375 amino acids. Gene Ontology annotation, biological process: defense response to other organism. The transcript has a single exon. NCBI's taxonomy places the organism in Eukaryota, Viridiplantae, Streptophyta, Magnoliopsida, Lamiales, Lamiaceae.
AUGAUAGUGUUGGAUGAUAUUUGGAGCACGAAAGUCUGGGAUGAGAUAAGGAUGUAUUUCCCGGACAAUAGUAAUGGGAGUAGGAUUGUGAUCACCACUAGGGUGUCUGAUGUGGCUUUUUAUGUUGCGGGAUCGAAGAGUUUGCAUCACGUGCGGUUGUUGAACAAGUCUGUGAGUCGGGAUCUACUUUGUCGCAUUGUGUUUGGAGAAGAGGAUUGCCCUGACGAAUUGCAAGAGGUUGCAGCUAAGAUUGGGAGUGAUUGUAGUGGGCUUCCUAUUGCCAUUCAUGUGAUUGGAGGGCUCUUGUCAAAGGUUGAAAGAUCAAGAGAUAUUUGGGAGAAUGUUUCAACAGAUGUAAAAACUUCAAUUGUUGAAUCCGAUGAGCAAGGGUUCUCCAAUAUACUUUCCUUGAGUUAUAACCACUUGUCGUUUCACUUGAAACCAUGUUUCUUAUAUAUGGGAGCCUUUCCAGAGGAUUACAUAAUUAAGGGAUCUAGACUUAAGAGUUUGUUGAUAGCCGAGGGAUUUGUGAAAUCCAAUAGAGAUAAGAGUUUGGAGGAAGUGGGCGAGGAUUACUUAAAAGCUCUUGUGGAUAGGAAUCUAAUUUCGGUUAGACGAAAAAACACCAAUGGGAAACCAACGAGUUACUCAAUCCAUGAUUUAUUGAGGGAUCUAUGCUUAAGUAAGGCUAAUGAGGAAAAGCUUUUAAUCCUCAAGGAUUCCAUGCGCCGUGUAAGUGUCCAGACAUGUUAUGAAAUAGAAGAUGAGUGUGCUUCACUCGAAUUGAUGUUGUUUGCUCGGUCUUUUAUAUGCACUGGUGAAGAGAUUAUUUCUCCUGUCUAUUCCAUAUUAAGACUAGUUAGGGCACUAGAUGUAAUGGGAAUGGUAUUUGAGGCAUUCCCGGGAGAAAUAUUACAGCUUGUUAACCUACAUUACUUAGCCUUCUCCUGCACUUCGGGUGUACCUAUUGGAAUAUCAAGAUUGUGGAAUCUGCAAACCUUGAUUUGUGGACAACCGAUUACGCUUAAUUUGCCCUCUGAAAUAUGGGAGAUUUCUGAGUUAAAGACAUCUCAGGUUGCUCACAGUAAUCGAAGUUGGGGAAGGAUACAAGAUAAGAUUUAUUCAUAA